GUUCUAGUUAGCGAUGUCUACACCAGCUAAUGCAGAAAAUGAAGCUGCUGAUAGAGAGAAUAUUGUGGCUAGCGAAAAUGAUACUUCUCCACCACCAGCAAAGGUAACGAAGAUUGAUCGAAGAGGGUCGGUGACAUGUCAUCCGCGAAAACAUUUGGAAACGGUAUGCUCGCAGGGAUCUGAAGGAUCAGAUGAGGAUUUGUCUGCUGGCGAUGCUGUUAAGCCUUUGAGUACAGAUAGUGAUCGAAGCGAUUCACCUGCGGCUGAGUCCGAUCGUAUCACUCCUGUCCCGAAGUUCGAGUACAAUGAUUCUGAUUCCAGCGACGAGGGGACGCAGCUCGCUUCAGAUCGUGGAGAUCUCCUGAAGGAUGUGGAAAAUAUCACCGAGUCGUCGGACUCAUCGGGUCAUUCGCCUGAACAUACCAAACAUGAGGAGUCGUGUGGCUUGCAUUGUGAUCGGAGCAGUCCACCGGCUUGUGGCGAACUACCUGAAUCCAGCAAAGGACCUACGACGCCAUGCUCUCCGCAGGCGGAUCGUGUCACCAGCCUGCGCAAACGGAUGGCGGUUUAUUCUCCCAGCGAUAACAUAUUGUCACCAUGCACGAUGAAGCUCAACCGACUGAAGAACUUUUUCCGCAUGCGACAAAAGACUAGAGCUUUGUCACUGUUGUCCGCUGAAGAGCUGAGUGAGGAAAAUGAUGGCGCGGAUGAUGAUGAAGUGGAGGGUAUUGCCACUGGUGAAGCGGAUAUACCUGCAGAUGAUGAAGUGGAUAAAUCCGGUGACGAGGAUAUUGCUUUAACAGAAAGCCAGGAAGGUUCUGAUCAUGAUGAUAUCUAACUUCCUCUACAGUUUUACUUAUGGGCCUCAUUAAGCUCAUGUACAAUCAUACCGUUUUACUCUUAUUCUUAAACUGAAUCCAAACUCAUGUGUUUACCUAUCGUUACAACAGGCACCCUUCAA
Molecule: messenger RNA, 961 nt
Organism: Loa loa (African eye worm)
Lineage: Eukaryota; Metazoa; Nematoda; Chromadorea; Rhabditida; Onchocercidae
Exons: 3
Coding region: 14-838 (274 amino acids)
Source: RefSeq, a predicted model, not a curated record